Molecule: messenger RNA, 2057 nt
Organism: Anopheles funestus (African malaria mosquito)
Lineage: Eukaryota; Metazoa; Arthropoda; Insecta; Diptera; Culicidae
Gene: His2Av
Product: histone H2A.V
Exons: 5
Coding region: 175-555 (126 amino acids)
Cellular component (GO): nucleosome
Molecular function (GO): DNA binding; structural constituent of chromatin; protein heterodimerization activity
Source: RefSeq, a predicted model, not a curated record
ACUUUUACUCGAAAGCUUUAGUUCAGUUUCUUCAGUUUCUUCAAUAACUCGUACCAAGCAGGUCGAACCGUGGUUGCUCAGUGUGAGUGCUGCAAACAAUCAAGUGAAAGCGCGUGUUCUUUGGUAGCGUUCAAUUAUUACGAAGAAAAUCUUCUGUAACAUCUAAGCUAGACAAUGGCAGGCGGCAAAGCAGGCAAGGAUUCGGGCAAAGCGAAAGCCAAGGCAGUGUCGCGUUCCGCACGAGCAGGAUUACAGUUCCCUGUUGGGCGUAUCCAUCGUCAUUUGAAAAACCGAACGACCAGUCACGGACGCGUUGGUGCUACCGCUGCCGUAUAUUCGGCAGCUAUCCUAGAAUACCUUACUGCUGAGGUUCUAGAAUUGGCUGGUAACGCUUCCAAGGAUCUCAAAGUGAAGAGAAUUACACCUAGGCAUCUGCAGCUGGCAAUUCGCGGUGACGAAGAACUGGAUAGCUUGAUUAAGGCAACGAUUGCCGGUGGUGGUGUCAUUCCUCACAUCCAUAAAUCACUCAUUGGCAAGAAGGGUGGCCCCGAAUAAGCAGGAUCCAGAUGAUGCGGAGUGGAUGCUCACUAUCAAUAUUCAAUACUGAGCGUAUUUUUUAACCUAGUUCUGUAUAAGCGGCGAAGAGGGCAAUUUUUAAUUUUUUUUUUCAUGUUUUUUUUCUGUCUGAAGCAUGGGAAUUACGAGAAUUACGAGAAGAAGAAAUCGAUGUUAGUUUUGCAUAUAACGAUCGAACGUAUUGUAUUGUGUUUAACGGCUAAAUCAUCUUCAGCACAUAUUUAUAACUAGUAAAGUUUUUACGUUCGUGUUAAAGAUGUGUUGGCGGUGUAUCGCUGCAUAUCUUUUUGUGUUUUAGACAUUAGUUCGUAUAAUAGGGUUCCACCACUGCUUUGUGUUUAAUGUGUCUCACUGCUUCCCACCUUCCUUUUCCCACCCGCUUUUCCCCUAACCCUAACAUCCGUUAAAACAUGAAUAAUUGCAGUUACUUUUCACUUCAAUUUUUUUGCUUUCUCGUGAGCAUCCCAAACUUAGACGAUAGGUUUGCAACCGAUUCCAAGACUUAGCAAACAUAUUACAUACACUAAUGCAAAUAGAACUAGAACGCAAUACGGUUAAACACUUAGGCACAGAUUUCUCGAGUCGCACAUUUUGGAAUGUACAAAGAAUUAGAUGAAAACAAAGCAUAGAGCAAAGAAAAAGGGAAAACAAAGCUAGAAUUAUUAGACUUCCUGAGACUCAAAUCACUCGUUAUGUCCCGAUUAUGAAGACUAACAGAAAACCGAACGUGUAAAUUAAGCAAAGAUUGUCAUAAACAUAUAUCCCUUAUACCCUUAUAUUAUCGAUGAAACAUCAAGUAAGCUCCUAUCGUUUAAACCUUGGAACAACAAUACAUAAAUAUGCCUUCAUACAGUUGGACGAGAAAUGAAGCCUCCUGUGUUCAAACCGUUGAUGCAGAACCGUGCGUGACCGCAAUAGCUUCAUAUAAGAGGUCUUUAAUGUUUGACAGCCCUAGGGUAUCAGGUGUAUAGCAAUCGCUAAUUAAAUACUUUUCGAAAACCAGUUCGGAAAUGCAGAAGUACGUGCGUGCGUACGUCUAGAAUCAUUGAAUAAACCAAUUUUACGAGAGAGAGAGAAAAAAAGGGAGUCGUUGGUGUCAUGCCUGCGAGAUCUCACAGUACCGAGAAGAGAGAGAAAGAGAAAGAGAGGAGGAAAGUAUAUGUGCAUCCAGAGAAUGUCAGGAUUUCCAACGCCGAGGUCUCGUCCUCCCCGAAAAUAUGGAGGCGCACUGGAAUACUUCACUUUUCACAGUAAAGAUGCAAUGAUUGACACAUUCAUUGUCAGUUAACUUUUGUAAGCUUUUUAGCAUACAAAUAAAGAAAACGAAAAUCGUAUGAACACAGUUAAGAGUUGACUUUGGUGUGCUAACUAUUAAUAUAAUCGUGUUCGAACGCAGCAGUCAGUUCAUUAAUGGAAUUGGACUGUGGAUUGGACACACAUUUCUUUAUACUGGAAAUAAAUACUGUAAUAAUAAUACAUAA